Molecule: messenger RNA, 2110 nt
Organism: Macadamia integrifolia
Lineage: Eukaryota; Viridiplantae; Streptophyta; Magnoliopsida; Proteales; Proteaceae
Product: putative polyol transporter 2
Exons: 2
Coding region: 3-1679 (558 amino acids)
Biological process (GO): transmembrane transport
Cellular component (GO): membrane
Molecular function (GO): carbohydrate:proton symporter activity
Source: RefSeq, a predicted model, not a curated record
UUAUGGAGAGCUCAGAGAUAGUAACUUCCUUGGGCCCCUUGGUUCGCUACUUUGAAGUCUCUCUCCUCUGUCUCUCUUUCUCUGCAACAAAAAUGGCAGAAUCUAAAGCUGGUAAUACCAAUAAUGCAGCUUGUGGACCACCGGAGAUGUUUAAGUCGCCGGAAAAACGCCCUACCAACAAAUAUGCUCUUGGCUGCGCCACCUUAGCUUCCAUGACUUCAGUUCUAUUGGGCUAUGAUAUUGGCGUGAUGAGUGGAGCAGCACUUUUCAUCAAAGAUGACCUCCAUGUAACUGAUACGCAAAUCGAAAUCCUACUUGGAAUCAUCAAUAUCUACUCUUUAAUUGGAUCAGCAGCGGCUGGAAGAACAUCAGAUUGGAUCGGACGCCGCUUCACCAUCGUCUUCGCCGCCGUAAUCUUCUUCGUCGGAGCUUUAUUGAUGGGUCUCGCCACCAAUUACGCCUUCCUCAUGGUUGGACGUUUCGUGGCUGGUGUAGGCAUUGGCUAUGCUCUCAUGAUUGCCCCUGUCUAUACGGCCGAGGUGUCACCCGCUUCGUGUCGAGGCUUCUUAACUUCCUUCCCGGAAGUUUUCAUUAACGCCGGAAUCUUACUGGGUUACGUCUCCAAUUUCGCCUUCGCUGGGCUUUCGCAACACCUGGGCUGGCGUCUCAUGCUCGGAGUCGGAGCACUUCCAGCGGUGUUCUUGGGAGUCGGUGUUCUCGCCAUGCCUGAGUCACCGCGUUGGCUUGUUAUGCAGGGUCGACUCGGAGACGCUAUCCGAGUUCUUGACAAGACGUCUGAUUCCAAAGAGGAGGCCCAGAUGCGACUCGCCGACAUCAAAGAAGCUGCGCGGAUACCGCCGGAGUGUACAGAAGAGAUCGUGCCGGUACCGGAACGGAGCAAAGGUGAAGGUGUAUGGAAAGAGUUACUACUUCAUCCUACACCGGCUGUGCGACGUGUCUUAAUCGCAGGCAUCGGUAUUCAUUUCUUCCAACAAGCUUCGGGGAUUGAUGCUGUGGUGUUGUACAGCCCACGGAUCUUCGAGAAGGCCGGGAUCACCAACAAGGACAAGAAGCUUGGAGCGACUGUAGCCGUUGGAUUCGUGAAGACGGUCUUCAUCUUGGUGGCCACCUUCUUCUUAGACAAGUUCGGACGGCGACCGUUGCUUUUGUGCAGCGUGGGAGGGAUGAUCCUAUCAUUGGGGUUUCUCGGGUUCGGGUUGACGAUGGUGGAUAGCAAUCCGGAUGAGAAACUGUUGUGGGCCCUAGUGUUGUGUAUAGUGAUGGUGAUGGCUUACGUGGCUUUUUUCUCGAUAGGGUUGGGGCCCAUCACGUGGGUGUACAGCUCGGAGAUAUUUCCUUUAAGGUUGAGAGCACAAGGCUGUAGCAUGGGAGUGGCGGUGAACCGUGUCACGAGCGGCGUGAUAUCUAUGACUUUUAUAUCUCUGUAUAAGGCCAUCACCAUUGGUGGCAGCUUCUUCCUAUUUGCAGGAGUAGCUUUGAUGGCAUGGGCUUUCUUCUUUACAUUCUUGCCAGAGACACAAGGGAAGCAUCUAGAAGAAAUGGAUGAUCUGUUUGGCUUGUUUAACUGGAGAGAUUCCAUCCACAAGAAGGGCAGCAAUAGAGGCGGCAAAGAGGCUAAGACCACUAAUGGUGACGUCCAGUUGGGUAACAAGGCUUAGGUAAUUACUUAGUGGGAGAGGGCUUUUUGGAAUGUACUGUGGUCCUUUUUCAGCAUGGGGGCGAAUGAAAGCAUCAACUUAGACAGGAUUGAAUUUCCACCUUUCAUGAGAGGGUAGAUCUGCAAUUUCAUCCCCCAUCUCCGUGCAAGUGCAAUGCAGUCUUUUUUUACUCCUUCAGCCUUUUUAGUACUUAUGUUUGCCUACGAAGGGUUACAAUAUACUCUGAUGUAGUUAAUUACCCUUCUAUCCUUCCAUUUGUCUUUUUCACCCUUUUGAAUUUUUCAAAAAGUGGAGGUUUAAAAGGGAAAAAAAGAAAAUUUUGUGAGGUGAAAGGGUGAAAUAGAUAUAUGUAUGCUUUUGAAAUAGAAAUCCAUUAUCCAUGGCUUCAUGAAAUGUCGGAAAUAAAAAUUAGGGGCAAAGUUUUCUAUCUA